AUGUGCCCGUGCUGUCCUCCUCGUGCGCCGCGCGAUGUGGACGGUAGCGACGAGGACAACUUGGCCGCCGAGUGGCCCGCCAGCCCGGCCGCCACGGCGUCGUCCGACGCAUCGUCGCCAUCGCUGCCGUCGUCGGCGAGCACUACCGCCGCCGUGUGCGGCGAGUGCGAGCACGCCGCAGCUGUUUCAGCACACACCCCGACAUUCCAGCUCUUCUUCACUGCCGACGACCUGCUCGAGGGCGGGCCGCCGGAAGCAGAGGACAAGAAGAACAAGGAGCAGCAGCAUGACGACCCGCGCGCCGCUCGGACCGCCUCGCUCGCCGCCACGCUUCGGGCUGACCCGCUCCUCCAUCCGACGGCGCCGGCGGCGCUUGCGCUGGCUGCUUCUUCCCUCGCUUCGCAGCAUGCUCAGGCGGCGGCGGCGUGGGAGGCUGAGGCGGCGGCGGCGGCGGCUGCUUCCCGCCAGCAGCAGCAUCACCAGCGGCACCGGUACGCCCCGCUGAUCGCUGGCGACCAUGACGCCGAGGCGCCGCGAGUCUACCACCCGUACGCGGCCGUGUCCGAGGAUAACAACGGCAACAACAACGCCGGACGGCGCCAGACAUGGCCGAGUCUGCUGUUCCAAGACUACUCUGACUGUUUCGCCUUGCCACCGGCCUCGACAAACUUUCUCGACUUUGACACGGAUAACGAGGACACGGACACGACGACAGCGAUGGGGCCCAUAUCGGCAUCGAGCAGCCCCCUCCAGAGUUUCGAGGCCCUCUUCCCAGACGAUAGCAGCAGGCAAAGCCACCGCCUGUCGCUCUCGGCCCUCCGCCGCUCCCUCUCGCUCAGCAGCGGGGCGCAGACUCCCAAACACCGAUCCGUCUCGUUUGUAAAUCUUGAAGAGGGCGAUGAGGACCAGCACCAUCGCGCCGCAGCCCGCACACGACGACGCCCCGUUCCCGUGCAUACCCACGCUCCUCCUGCUGCUGGUGACCACUACCACCACUCCCGCGCGUCCCCCAUCUCGUACAUCAGCGUCGCCCUCGCCGACAAGUUUUGA
Vanrija pseudolonga is the source of this 1050-nucleotide messenger RNA. RefSeq lists its product as uncharacterized. The record is from RefSeq and is a predicted model, not a curated record. Lineage: Eukaryota; Fungi; Basidiomycota; Tremellomycetes; Trichosporonales; Trichosporonaceae. The transcript is spliced from 3 exons. The coding region runs from base 1 to 1050 and encodes 349 amino acids.